UGAGAACUGGGAUGGCAACUAUCUCUGCACUCCGUAAUUAUUGUAGUGGAUGUGAAGUGGAGUCCACUGUAAACACCAGUUGGAAACAGACUUUAAAAACGAUCUAUUUGUUUCCAAUUUGUCGAAGUUAAUGCAACAUUUUAAUGGAUACCCAUCUGUGAUGAAUGGACGCAUUUGAUUGUAUGCUUCGACUGAUUUCAGCUUUUCCAUUCCAUAGACCGAUCUACAGGCUGUCAGCGAUCAUUAUAGUUGUGUUCGAGAGCGGUCGAUGAAAUCGGCCUCUAAUAAAUAAUGGAGACCGUGCGGACAUCUAUGAGAAUGAGUUGCCCGUUUUUAAUGAAGAGGCUGAUACGAGGUUAACUUACUUUACUGUAAACGUCAGAGUUGGGGGAACAUUAAGUUGUCUUCAGUCAGGAUGGGAGUCCUCAAGAUCAUGCUGCUCAUCUUUGAGUCCGUUCUGUUGUCUGACUGUGCAAGGGGUCCUCCGUGGGUGUCUGAGAGGGUGGCCCACAGACAGCCAGUACGCCUGGGGAGUUCCAUCAAGCUACCAUGCCCUGUGGAGGGAGACCCUCCACCCCUCAUCAUGUGGACCAAGGACGGCCGCAACAUCCACAGCGGCUGGAUCCGCUUCCGCAUCCUCCGCCUGGGCCUGAAGAUCAAGGAGGUGGAGGCCGAGGAUGCUGGAACCUACGUCUGCAAAGCCACCAAUGGCUUCGGCAGUGUUAACAUCAACUAUACCCUCAUUGUCAUCGAUUACUCUGGCGCUGAUAAGACUGGGCCAGGGGUCCCUGGUGGGGUGGACUCAGAGUAUGGCCCUGACGGCCUAUCAGGAAAACUAGUUCGACCCCGUUUCACCCAGCCUGCUAAAAUGAGGAAGCGUGUGAUCGCCCGGCCCGUCGGGAGUUCUGUGCGGCUGAAGUGUACGGCCAGCGGUAACCCUCGGCCAGACAUUGUGUGGCUGAAGGACGACAGACCACUGACAGAGAGUGAGGUGGGCGAGGGGCGCCAGAAGAAGUGGACCCUGAGCCUGAGGAACCUGACCCCGGAGAACAGCGGCAGGUACACCUGCAGGGUCUCCAACCGAGCCGGAGAGAUCAAUGCCACCUACAAAGUGGAGGUCAUACAGCGGACCAACUCCAAGCCCAUCCUGACAGGCACUCACCCGGUCAACACCACAGUGGACUACGGUGGGACUACCUCAUUCCAGUGCAAAGUGAGGAGCGAUGUCAAACCCGUCAUCCAGUGGCUCAAGCGUGUGGAGUCCAACGAGGAGAGUCGGUACAACUCCACCAUUGAGGUGGGCGACCAUCACUUCGUGGUGCUGCCCACGGGAGAGGUGUGGUCACGCCCUGAUGGCUCCUACCUCAACAAGCUGCUCAUCACCCGUGCCAAGGAGGAGGACUCUGGCAUGUACAUCUGCCUGGGCGCCAACACCAUGGGCUACAGCUUCCGCAGCGCCUUCCUCACCGUUCUGCCAGACACCAAGCCACCCAUCACCCCGAUGUUCACCCCAGCCUCCAGCCCCCUCCCCUGGCCUGUCAUCAUUGGCAUCCCUGCUGGCAUGGUGUUCAUCUUUGGUACAGUGCUGCUGUGGUUCUGCCAGAGUAAAAAGCACUGUUCCCCAACCAGCACUGCGUCUGCCCAGGUCCUGCAGGCCUCCCACCGGCUGCCCUACCGGGAGAGGGACAGGAGCUUUGUGGUCCCUUCCUCCAGCCCAGAGAAGGACUGCCUGGGCUCCAUAAACUAUGAGGAGUAUCUGGCUCAGCAGCAGCUUCUCCUCACUCAAGGGGGCUCUGCCCCCCCCCCCCCCAAAAUCUACCCCAAAAUCUACAAUGACAUCCACACUCACACACACUCCCACGUGGACGGGAAGGUGCACCAGCACAUUCACUUUCAGUGUUAGCCAUGUGUCAAAUGUUGUCCCCUCUCUGCGCCUCUGAAGGAUUGCAUCGUAAAGCGAAGGUUUGAGCUUUGGACUGAACCUCAGAGAACAGCUCUCUGGUUAAACACAUCUGGGGCUGCUCUUUGAACUGUCACCUUGCCAGUGCUGGAUCUUGAUCUAACUGGACAUUACUGGAGCUUUAUAAUGAUCAUUCAGUACUGUACAACAGUGAAAUUAAGGUGAUGGUACAUGAGCAGUUUUAGUGCAUAAAUGGCUGCCCUAGUGAUUUCUCAACUAAAAUAACAUCUUCCAAUGACAAUGUAUGGUUUUUACUGUACCUGCAAACCUGCCUGGUCCUUGGUGCUACUUUUUUUCAUAUCAAAACCACUGAACCCUGAUGUGCACUUAAAUCACCAAAAGAUUCUGCAAUGCGUUAAAGGCAGCUAUUCAGACUUACUGAGAGUACAUAUCCAUCAGUAAAUACAGAAAUAAUCCAUCAUUAACUUGUGUUAACCCAUAUCAACUAACCAACAAGGAUUAGGGUCCGUUUUGACCUUUACCUCUCAUGUUGGGUACAAGAUACAGUACUUAAGCUCUGCUAGGUGAUGUUGAAGGCGGUAUGGAAUACAAUACAAAAGGGCUGGUAUUACGCUCAUACUCAGGUAGCCCCUUUGAUUUUUGUAAAUGUUUCUUUAUUGUUCAAAUGCACAUCCAUUUAACCCUGACCACUAUUGAUGUGCCAUCAAUAAUCCUGUUUUUCAAUCACAAAGGCAAUAUGAAAAUACAUUGUUAGCAUUUAUUUGGUAUUUGAAUCAUGUCCAUAAAGACUACAAAUAGAAUAUUGUUCCAAUGUUGACUGGACUCGCUCAAUAUCAUUGCCAGAAUCCAAACGUUACCACCACUAGCCUUGUGUUUUGUAGAAUCCUUGCAAAUAGACCGCAGUCUAAUUCAACCACAUUUUAGAUGUAGUCAUGGAGACAAUUUAUUUUUAAAAGUCAGGCAUUUUGAUAAAAAGAAACACAUUUAAUAAGGUUGUAGUUGCAAUGUAAUAUGAAAGACAAUGCCAAACAGGAUAAUCAUAGUUUAUGCAAGUACUUAUACACAAUUGGUUGUUUGACAAUCUUGUAUGAUAUACCCCAUUAAAAUACGUUUUGAUAAAAGGACAGGCAAAUAGA
Salmo salar (Atlantic salmon) is the source of this 3057-nucleotide messenger RNA. Its product is annotated as fibroblast growth factor receptor-like 1. Gene Ontology annotation, cellular component: plasma membrane. The record is from RefSeq and is a predicted model, not a curated record. Gene Ontology annotation, molecular function: fibroblast growth factor binding; fibroblast growth factor receptor activity. Lineage: Eukaryota; Metazoa; Chordata; Actinopteri; Salmoniformes; Salmonidae.